AUGACGCUCUACAUGCUGAUGGCGACCCUUAUGCUGCUGCACGCGUGGAACUGGGUGCUGACGGCUCAGUUGUUCCGUCUGCUGCCUCUCAUGGACAUCUGGCUGCUCCACCCGCCCCUCGUGAUGUUGAGCGAGUCCCAGGCCUUCCGGCUGCGCUUGAAGCUCGGUUUGCGGCCCUUCGGAACGAGUGCGACGACGCCAUUCAGAGCUUGUCUAAAGCUAUCGUUCCCUGUGUUCGUGAGUUUGUGGAAGAAGCUCUCAGAGGCCAGGGCCAAAUUAUCGCAGAGGCCCUACGCUCCCAUCUUGAACCGCUGGUGA
This is a messenger RNA of Prorocentrum cordatum, 318 nucleotides long. NCBI's taxonomy places the organism in Eukaryota, Dinophyceae, Prorocentrales, Prorocentraceae. The record is from the annotation of a GenBank genome assembly.